AUGUCCCGGGGGUGUCCCGGGGAUUGCCGGGGGGCUCCGGGGCGCACCGGGCGGGCCGGUGACCUUGGCGAGCCGCCGGUCCUGCGCAGCGCCGGCACCGGGGCAGGGCCGGGCCGAGCUCCCGGCGUCGCUCCCUGCGCGGAACCGCAGCGGCGGCACCGGCGGCGGCACCGGCGGAGGUACCGGCGGAGGUACCGGAGGAGGUACCGGCGGGGGUACCGGAGGAGGUACCGGCGGAGGUACCGGAGGAGGCACCGGCGGGCCCCUCCCGCGGGCGGCACCGGGCACACGGUGAGUGCGGGGCUGCGGCCGCCGGGCACCGGGACGGGACCCCCGGGACCGGGAGGGACGCGGCAGGCGAGGGUCUCCCCCUGCGGGGCGGCGGCGGCGGCAGGAGCGGGGCUCCCCCCGCGCCGCGCUGUCCUCGCCCGGGCACCGGAGUCCCGCAGCCCCGGGGCUGCCGCCGCAGUGUCCCGCACUGCAACACCGCACCGGGCCCGGAGCGCCGCCACCGCCGCAGCCGCUGCCCCGAGCGGCACCGGGACCCCGCGGGGCUGCCGCGCUCCUCCCGCCCCCGCGGCGGCCACCGGGAUGCCCGGGGGGGUUUCCCGCGCCCCCUGCCCCCACCGGGCACCGGGACCCCCGAGGGGAUCCCCACGCUCCCACCCCACUCGGGAGCCUCUCCGUGACCGCGUCCGUCCCGCAGAGGGUGACAGCGGCGCCGUGGUGGUGCAGACGGCGCCGGGCAAGGUGGUGACCCACCGCGGCGGCACCAUCAUCCUGCCCUGCCGCUACCACUACGACGUGUCCGCGCACGACCCGGCCGAGAUCCGCCUCAAGUGGACCAAAGUGACGGAGCCCAUGACCUUCGUGGACGUGUUCGUGGCUCUGGGCAAGGCCCGCCGGGCCUUCGGGCCCUACCGCGGCCGCACGGAGCUGCAGGAGGACGGCGCGGGCGACGCGUCGCUCAUCAUCCGCAACGUCACCCUGCAGGACUACGGCCGCUACGAGUGCGAGGUCACCAACGAGCUGGAGGACGACACCGGCGUCGUCAAGCUGGACCUCGAAGGUGUUUUUUUUAGCGAAAACCCUCUUUUCUUUACGGAACUGUUUCGGAUGCUCCGCAGGGCAUCGCUCACCUCCAGCCCCAAAAUCACAUUGGCUGCUCCACAGCGCUGCCACCCUUCAACUCCUCCCGCCUCCCCAAAUCCUUCUGAGGGGCUCCACGGCGCUCCCAUCCAUCCCCUCCAUCCCCCCAAAUCCCCCCGGGGUGCUGCAGAGCGCUCCCCUCGCCCCUCCCCGCCGCCGGGCGGGUUCCCCUUCAGCCGCUCCUUUCACCCCGCUGCAGGCAAGGUUUAUUUCCUGAAGACUUUCCGCAAGCUCAGCUACCCGGAGGCCGUGCAGGCGUGCAAGAACAACGGCGCGGCCGUGGCCAAGGUGGGGCAGCUGUACGCGGCCUGGAAGAUCCAGCUGCUGGACCGCUGCGAGGCGGGCUGGCUGGCGGACGGCAGCAUCCGCUACCCCAUCGUCAACCCCCGCGCCCGCUGCGGCGGCCGCGAGCCCGGCGUGCGCAACCUCGGCUUCCCCGACAAGAAGUACAAGCUCUUCGGCGUCUACUGCUUCAAAAAGGCCGGAGGAAACCCGCCCGGGGCGGACGCGGGGCUCCCCAAACGCGUGUGA
This is a messenger RNA of Lonchura striata (white-rumped munia), 1680 nucleotides long. Lineage: Eukaryota; Metazoa; Chordata; Aves; Passeriformes; Estrildidae. The record is from RefSeq and is a predicted model, not a curated record.